CAGGAAUUCAAUCCGCCAUAUUGAAAGUUAAGAAGUGGAAGUGGGUCAAUCAUAAAUCUUAAUUAACGUUGUAUUUCUAUGUCAAAUAUUAAUUAUAGUAAAAGUGUUUGAAAUAUUAUAAAAAUAUUAAAUAAACUUUUAUUAGUGCAUAUAAUAGUUGACAAAGGACGUUUAGAUUUUUUUGCAAUACUUUUGACGAAUACGUCACAGCGCCAUGUUGUAUUCCUGCGCUGAUUGCAGGCACGAGAAAUCUGCCAACCCGUUUAUUUUUUGGGAUUAGAGCCCGAGAAUAAAUCGAACUGCGAUUUUGUACUCAAAUAUAUUUUAAUUUAUAUUUGUUGGCAAAUGUCAAACAUCUCAAGUGAAAUCGAUGCAUCCCUGUUGUCGCAUUUCAAGUGCUAACUCCUAAUUUCAACUGCAGUUUAGUGCAUCCGCGAAAGUUGAAAGGACUGUGUUGUAAAAGAAAGAAGUGAUAAUUAGCCAAAAUUCCGGUCCCUACGCGCUGCCGAGAAGGUCCUCUCCCGCCGGGGCAGUCGGGCGAAGGAGAUAUGAACAACAAACGAAAAAAUCGCCAAGGCCCGCCGAGAUCGCCCCGAGGCCGCCUAGUGGCGGAGGGGGUAUACAACAACGCGCACUUUAUGCAUGCCGUCACCGCGCACGUGGGCGACGUCGUGCAGGUACUCACGCAGUCGGGCAACCAGUGGGAGGGCGUGUUCAAGACUUUCAGUGCCCAGUUCGAGGUUGUAUUAGAAGUGGCGCACCGCGUAGACCAAGAGGGCGUGGUGGCAGUGGAGUCAGUGGUGGAGAAGCUGAUCUUCAAGCCGCAGGACAUAGUCUCCAUCCGAGCGAAGGACUCGGACCUGGAGUACGCCACACACGACGUGUUUCAGACUGAUAGCGCUAUAUCUAACAAGUUUAACGGUAACGGUAGAUCAGUAGAGGACAGGCUACUGGAGCCGUGGGACGGGUGCGAGCCGGAGGCCGACGCGCCGUCCCUGAACGGCGACGUGCGGCUCGACGACCUGGAGCUGGACCACCGCGCCAACGGCUGGGACGCCAACGACAUGUUCCGCAAGAACGAGGAGGUGUACGGCGUCCACAGCACGUACGACCACUCGCUCGCCGGCUACACGCUGCCGCUGCAGAGGAAGGACACGCAGGACUAUAGGGACGCAGAGGCGAAAGCGGAGGAGAUAGCGGCUGAGAUAGAGAGCACGCCGUCGUACAAGGCGCGCAUCGAGCUGGAGAACGGCGACGAGGAGGAGAGGUUCGCGGCCGUGGUGCGCGACUCCGGCAAAUACGUCAUACCCAGCAGGAGGAAGAACAUGCAGACUGGUAAACUAGUGAAACCUACAAACAACAACGGCGGGGGCGCGUCGCCGAGCGGCGGCGUGGCGAAGCCCCCGGCCUUCGCGCACGCGCCGCCCAAGGACAAGGAGCACCGCCCGCCGCGGCAUCACCUCACGCCGCCCUCGGACCGGAGGCCUGAGGAACCGCCGGUGCAGAGUCCAGUGUCCACAAACGCGCCGCCCAGCGUGCCCAACCCGGGCCCGCCCAGCAACCCGGGCGCGGGCGCGGGCCCCGCCGGCGGCAAGAGCUACGCGGCGCAGGCAGCCGGCUACCACUCGCCGCACGCGCCGCCCUUCCCGCACCACGCGCAUCCGCACGCGCACGCGCCGCACCCACCGCACGCGCCGCACGCACAAGUGCCGAGCGGGAAGCUAAACGGAGAGCCUCGAGUGGCGCCACUGCCGCGGCAGGGGUUUCCACCACAUCACCACCACAACCCCCCGCCGGGGGUGGAGCACGCGCGACCGCCGCGACAUCACGCACCGCCGCCGGAGCCGCGCCGGCAGGACGAGGUUCAGGAGCUACGCAAAUUCGGACAGGAGUUCAAACUAGUAUCCUCGCCAGCGCCGUCCGCACCGCCGCCGCAAGUUCCGCCGCCGCAGCCGCAGCAGCAGCCGCAGCCGCAGCCUCAACCGCAACCCCAGCCUCAACCACAAUCUCAACCGCAACCACAGUCCCAGCCACCCGUCGUCUCAGUACCGCCCCCGCAACAGACGUCCGGGACGUCGAGUCCGCCCGAAGUGUCCGCGAACGUGGGCGCGCCGUCGUCCCCGCCCAAGCGCGAGCGCGUGCACAAGCCGCACGCGCCGCACCCGCACGCGCCGCACCCGCACGCGCACGCGCCGCACCCGCACCCGCACGCGCCGCACGACAGCGCGCCGCCGCCCGCGCCCGUGCCGCUGUCUACCCCGGCGCCGCCGCCGCCGUCCGCUCACCAUAAGCCCCCGCCCGUGCCGAAGCCCGAGGAGCCCGCCGCGGAGGAGCGCUCGCCGGCGUCCAGCUCGCCGCCGUCGUCCGCGUCGCCCGGCGUGGAGCGCGCCGUGGCCGUGGCGCUCAAGAAGAGCACGCUCAACCCCAACGCCAAGGAGUUCAGCCCCAGCGCUAAGCCCUUCACCCCCAGGAGCCCCACCACGCCCAGCCACAGCAGACCACACACACCGGGCACGCCGGUGGGCGUAGGCGCGGGUGGCGUGGGAGUGGGCAGCAUGGGCGUGGGCAUGGGCAUCGGCGGCGUCAACGUCAUGGGCGCUGGCGUCAGUUACGUGCCCGCGCCGCCGCCGCCGCCGCACAUGAUGACCGCAGUACCUUACGCGAUGCUGACAGCGGCGGCCGCGGCGGCACAACAGCCUCCCGCCUACAUACCGCAUCCCCACCCCUUGUAUGGCGCAGCGAUGGGCGGCAGCGCGGCGGUGGCGGGCGGCGCCGGGCAGCACGCACCGAUGCAAGCGCAGCCACAGAGAAACUUCAGGAAAGGUAAUUACCGCUCGUGGUCGGGCUCCGGCGUGCAAGUGGCGGCGGCGACGGGCCAGCCGCUCCUGGCGCCGGCGCCCAUGCAGCCCUUCAUGCCCUACCCGCACCCGCACCCCGCGCACCCCGCGCCGCAGCCCGCCAUACAGUACCAGCACAUGGUGCGUAUGUACCACCACGGCAGCAGCAUGGGCGGCGUCGGCGGGAUGGGCGUCGGCGUGGGCGGAGUAGUGGGCGCGGGCGGCGGCGUCGGCGUGGGCAGCGGCGUGGGCGAGUACGCGCCGCCCGCGCAGUCGCCGGCCGCGCCGUCCCCCGCGCUGUACCCGCCGCCGUCGCCCGCGCACACGCCGCACCCGCACCCGCACCCGCACCCACACCCGCACCACCACUACCAGCAGCCGCCCUUCCAGGUGCUGUGCCCACUGAUGGGCCCCGGCGGCGCGCACCACCACCACCACCACCCGCACGUGGCGUACCUCAACCACGCGCCGCCCACCGCCAGCCCGCCGCACCACCCACACCCCGUUCAACAAGUGUUGCUGCCCCCGCAGCACGGCGCGGGCGGCGCGAGCACGCCGGGCGUGCACUCCACGCACCCGUAACCCGUGCGCCGCCUCCGCGCCCACCGUCGAUACUGAGCCGCGCCCGCGUCGCACGCGCUGCAUUUAGAGUACUACCCGCGGUACUGACGUUCUGUGUGACCUGACACCGCGAGUGCUGUGAACGAGUGUCGUUUGUUUGUCGUCCAAUAAGGAAAAAGACUUUAAAGUGCAUCAGUAUUUUUGUUUCGUGUCUACCCUCAAUUAAAGCAAAAUCUUUUUUUGUUAUCUGACUACCCGCGCUUUUUUUGCAACAGUUUUAUUUUCUCUAUUUUUUUCUUUUGUUAUGAAUAUAUUUAUGAAAAUUUCAAACGACAGUUUCUAUAUAUAUCACGCUUACUCAUUGUCUGAAAGUCGUUGUUAAAUAUGACGUAGUUAUGAGAUUUUUAAUAACAGUACUUUGUGUUUUAACUUCAUCAUUUUGCUGAAUUAGUUAAACAAACGAAUGAUUCAUCUAUAUUAUAACCUUGAAAUUGUGUUUUAUUUGAGGGUAGUAUCCAUAUUGUGUUUUAGCAUAGUAAGCUAUUGAGAUUUUCAUGUCAAUAUAUCGACUAUUAUCGAUACUACUUCGAAUCGAAAUAAUUUAUAAGUUUGUUUUAAUCAUCCCGAUCAUAAAAGCGAUGACCAUACAAUCGAUUUCUCGAUAUACUGAAAUGGGAAUCUUGAUGAACUUUGUUAUUUAAAAAUUGUGUGUACGACACAAUGUGUACUUUAAGAUGAAUAUUAUAAGCAAUAAUACAGCAUACGAUGUACUUGUGAAAACGUUUAAAGAUGGCAACAACAAUGGCAAUGUCUGUCUGUCUACUGUGUAAUGUAAAAAUAUUCUAAAUGCAGACAAAGACGACGCAACGCGAACAUUCUAGGUGUUUUUCAAAUGUAAAUAUAAAAGAGAUAGAGCUAAUAUAUUGUAUAACUUCUAUAUAGAGUUUAUAAUUUAAAUCAUAUUACACAUUUUUGAGCAAACGAAACAAUCGACAAUAUGCUCUACACUAUAAUUAUUUCUAUUUCAAUUUUUAAAAAUACAUGAGCGAAGUUUGACCUUUAAAUGAAGAAAAUCUUUUCAAAAAUAUUCACCAUAACUUUGGUCAUACUUAAAUUUUUUUAAGAUAAUUUUUUGUCUAAUAUCUAAGAUCGCCAAUAAAUUAUUUUGACUUGUAAAUAAAUUUUGAAGUAUUUAAUAAAUACUUACAUUCAUACAUUCAUAAUUAUUUACAAAGACUUUUCUCGAUAUCUACAACAGAUUUAUUAUAUGAUCAAAAUAAGAAACAAUACUAAAUUAGUAUUCAUAAAAAGCACUCGAAUUUCUAUCCAGCCAGAUAGCAAUUAUAACGAGUAAAUCAAAUAAAUAUUUUCAAGUAAAUUAAAUACAGUAUCAACAAAUAAAUAAACUAAAUCUCAUACUGUCAAAAUUUUAACGUGUCGAAUUUGUGACUAAAAGUAAAAAAUAUAACAGAAAGUGAAAGUGAUUUUAUGUUGCUCGAUAUUGCUAUAACGACAUUAUUGUAUCAUUUUUAUGGUGUUGAAAUACCGUAAUAUGUAUGAUAUAUAUCGAUGUAUUAGCUCUAUCUUAGAAAGCACACUUGAAAUGUGAACGAAAAGUAAUAAUUAAGAUGCCUUACCGUAGUGUAUACGUGUAUCGCAAGUCAUUGGUGGACCUUAUAUUUAUAAAUCCGAGUAUUAUAUACAUACGAACAAAGUUAGGUUGGCAACACUGGUGUGUAUUUGUCUAUGGUCACGCCGCGAAUGCUGAAAAUGCAGCGGUUAUGAUUUUAAGGUAUCCUAUAUCCAAACACGAAUACUUGGUAUUUUUUUAAUAUUACGAAUGUAGAAAAACCCUUUUUUUUUAAAUAUGACCAUUUUCCUGUUCCCCCUCCAAUUAGUCAGAACUGACAGUUAGGAGUGGGCACAAAAGUCCCACGGGCAGGGAUCGAAUCACUACCUCUCUGUUAUGAAUCCAGCCUCUUAACCAACUGAACUAUUGAGGUUUAUGUUUAUAGCAAUGUAUGGGAUUUCUAUAGUACGAUUAUUAAUUCCAGUCAGUAAAAUGACAAGUGCAACUGUCACUGAUAUGUCAGUUUACUGACUGGAAUUAAUGAUCUAACAUACAAUUAAUCUUACUUAAGAUCAUUAAUUCCAAUCAGUAAAAUGACAUUUCAAUGAUAGUUGCAUUUGUCAUUUUACUGACUGAAAUUAAUAAUCGUACUAUACUUGUAUUCUGACGUAUAUUCUGACGUCAAAAAACUUGUUUAUCAUUUGAUUGUGUAAAAUAAAUCGCAUAUUAUACCGAUACAGAAAGACUUCAAUAUAAUAAAUCCGUGACAUUGUUAAUUGUUAUUACUUGUACUGGGUAUACAUAUCUUAGUGUUGCCAACUUCGGAGUUUGUUUGUUACCAGUGUAAAAAAAAUCGGUUUUAUUAAGAGCGGCGGCGAUUGAUGCAUUAUGUAAGUAUAUUUGUGUGAACGGUAUGAUGUAUGCAAGGGUGUCUGUGUGUCUGUCCUUGGCACCAACGAAAGACAUCGCCAAGGAGAGAUGUGUAUUAUAGGUAGAUAAAUUUUUCCUUGGGCUGGCGGAAUUAAAAAAAAACUCAAAAUGGUCUUUAUAACCUGAUAAAAUAUGGUCCAAUUAUAUUUGUUUUUUUUUUUUUUUGGGAAAGAUUAAGAAUAUGCAUAAGAUAGCCAUCCUUUUCACUAUGUUUCCUCUGGAAAGAGUUGGCUUUACUUUUCAAAAGUUUUAUGAUUUCUUUGGUGAGAGUUUUGAAUUCCGUCGGCCGUCUUGUUUCCUGAAACGUUACCUUAACGGUUGCGUUUGUAUUUAUUUAGCUAUACGUUAGUGUUAAUGUUUCCCGCGCGAAUUGACGCGAGAACUGUCAAUUAUGCACUGUCAAGUGAUUUCAAGGUUUAUUGUUAUCUGUGGACUUACUUAUUUGAAUAGUUUGCGUUAUCUAUGGAUGGUUCAGUGUUGCUAGUUUAACUGAGGAAUUGGAGAUAACGAUUUUUAAUUUAAAUUUAAACUUUAAACGAAUAAUAAUAUUCACUAUUCCUUCCAUAUUAUGAUAAUAAAUAACAAUAAAUUAAACUGAAAUCAAAAAUGCCGUAGAUUUGUCUUUAAAGUGGCAACUUUAUAGAUUUUUAUUUAAUAAAUAACGCAUUUAUUUAUUUCGUUAUUUAUUAUUAUUUAUUAAACUGCCUUUAAUGCUCAGUUAAACUAUUAUAAAAAAAAAACCUACUUAAGUCUUUAAUUUUAUAUCAAAAAAAAAAAAUAAGCUGAAUAAUUCUUAUACAUAUAAGAUACUCUACUAGCACUAAAUAUAUAAUAAUAUAUUUAUUACAUAUUUAUUUCUACGCAAACUGCCUAUGAGAUGUGCUGCUGCGUUGUUGAGGCCCGCGUGUGUGUGGUUAGUGCAAAUAGAAUUGACAAUAAAAAGAAAUUGAUAGAUAUAGGUAACGCGUGAGAGCACUUGUGCACUGUCUUAUAUGACUCCGAGAAAAAAAUCACCGGCUUAUUAGCCGAAAUUAAGUCUUACCGCUGCCUGUAUUUCUUCAAUAAUUUUCGGUCACGCUUUCGAGUAGUGCACAAGUGCUUUAACCCGGGAAUUAUUACACCAUGACGGGGGUUUUGAGUCUUGUGCUGAUCGCACAGUGCACUCGCCGCGAAGGCGACGCAUUUAAGAAGGGAAUAUUGUAGAAACCGUGUAAAGUGACGUCAUCACAUUGGACGUCAUACCUGAACAUGGCAAUAGGCUAGUUGACGCAUUUUUUUAAAUGGUUUUAAAUAGUUCAUUACCGUUAUAUUUGACUAAAGAACAUUUUUCAUAUUUUUUUGAGACGUGAUUAUAUGAAAAUAUUAGUUUUUUAAUAUGUUUUGGACAAUACGAGCCAAAACGCCUUUCGACCAUGACAGUCUAUAUUUCAACUGUUUCAUGACGUCACUACAAUAAAUCCCAUACAAAUAGAGCGUUUGACAAAAAUAUAGUUAACAAUUAAUUCGACGUUUAGUAAAUCAUGGGUGUUAGUGUCGUCACAAAAUGGACGACAGCGUUAUUGACGUUUGGAAAAUUUGAAAAAAUACGUGGUAUUUAAAUUAAAUUUUAAAUGAAAUCCUUAACUCUUAUUAAUUGGUAUCGAUAUAUUUCGGGCCCUUAUUCCAUGUACUACACGAAAUUAAUAUUGUUUAUAUUAAGUUUGAUAUGAGUCAUCUGCCUUAUUGUGAAAUUGCGUCGCUUUCGAUGCGCGCUGCAUUGUAAAAUCAGCCUUAUUGCAACAGGAAACGGCUCAAAAUGUCAUUUUGUCGGUCAUGGAAACUAUAAUUACAUAAAUUUAACGUGUAAAUAAAAUAGGGCGUUCGGAUCACUAUCGCAAGCUUGAUUGUUUUUACAUUUUCGUGCCCGGUCCUGGGAAAUAAUCGUAAAAGAUCAAUAAAAAUUAUAUAUAACUUGGGGGUAGUUACAAAAUAACGAUAAAUAAUAUAAGAAGAUAUAAAAACGUAGAUAUAACAGUAUUAUUUGUUCCAAAAAAGUAAGUUUUUUUUCAGAAACAACACGAAUAAAGUGCAGAAAAAUAGUCAAUCGCUUGUAUAUUAUGGGUAGCUUACACAUUUCCAAGUUGCAGCUACUGUUACACGUCUGCUUCUUCGUACAAAAUAUAUGAGCCACUUAAUUUCAACAUUUUUGGCCUGUCAGGGCACAUUUUUAAUGAAUCACUCUCGUUGCCGGUCUAACGGAAUCCCGGAAUUAUUUGCUUACAGCUCGUGAGAUGGCAUUUGUACGAAUUAUUGUUAACGGCUAAGUUACGUUUGAAGUUAAAAAGUUUAUUUUUGAUGAAUGGUAGUGUCUACAGACACUGUCACUAACAAGUGUAACUUGGCCAAUAAAUUCAUUGGUACAGAAUAUGCAGAUUCUUAUAUAUCCACUGUUUUUACUUAUCUCAAAUUAAUAGACGCAUCUUGUUUCAGUUACUUACAUGAGUUAUUGGCGAAUUUUCGCCCUUUUUCAAUUCUAUGGCAGCUUUUAGCAAUGACAGUAGCUGUUGUAUUGUACAGCCAGCAACUCGCUAUGAUGUUGUUAUACUCAGAGGCACAAUUAUCCGCCCACUUUAGUAUACUCGCGUCAUAUUAAAGAGGGCGGAUAAUUGUGCCUACGUACACUGCGUAUAAUAAGGACCGGGCACUGUACAGCAAUUUGGUUAUGCAAACGAAUCAUUUUUUUUCCGAUGCGUAUAAAUUUUCACACUUUGCUUUAUUAUUUUUAUUUAAUAAAUAAUAAUCAGUUUAAUAUAUGAAAGCUUAAGUUUAAUAAAUGAUUUUAAUAGAAUGUUUAAUAUAUAACCAAGAAUAUAAAAAUAUAAGUGGCCGUAAACCACAUGUAUGUUUUCAGUAUAAUAUUUUCUAAUGGGCAUUAAUUUCUUACGUGCAUUGAUAUUAUAAAGAUAUAGAUAGGGUAUUUAUAUUAUUGAAAUAAAAAAAUCUCAAAUUAUAGUACAUUCCUAUAGAUUAUUAUUAUCAUCGAUUAAAUGUAAAGGGGUUGUUGAAUAAACAAGAACGAAUUUGAUUAAAAAUUUUGUCAAAAAGAAUUAUACAAAAAAUACCUAAAUAUCCUAAUGAUUAAAAAAAUAUAAAUAGAUAUUGAAUAAAAAAAGCACGCCGCAAUGACAAAUAGAAAAUAGUAUAUUGAACAAAGUAUAUAAUAUGUAAAACUUAGGGGACCCCCUAAAAACGAAGGCGACCAAAGUCGGUACAUCCUACCGUAUCAUAUUCGGUUUCUAUUUACAGGGUAGGUAACCUAGUUUGGGGCCAGACGCGUCUGUGAAUGUUUGUUUGUUUGUUUGUUAUAUAUGAAGGGGGGCUAGUCCAUGACCUCCGCGCGGUGCUCCCUGGGUAGCGCCAAAUGUGGACAUCACAUUCACAUUUCUUCCAAAUUUGUCGAGGGCACGCGCAGAAUGACGUCAAAUUGUGUGGCUGGUGAAAUUGAAACUGUUAUCGAACCCUUACAAUGGGCGUGCUGUGUCUUUAAUACCCCAAUGCAUUCUUAAAUAUUUUUGGUCAUGUAAAAAUUGGCACAAAACUGUGCCUUGCAUGAUACACGUUUCCUUGUGCUUUUAAAUGAAUCUUUAUUUCAUAUUGUACCAAAAAAUAUAAUAUGUUUUUCAUGUUGAUUAAGACAUACAUCAUUAUGAGAGUAUGUACAUUAUGCACUGUAUAUAUCACAUAUGGAAUCUUUGUAUUAUAGAAGUUCAUUGCUUAUGAAUGUUUGAUAACAGUCUUAAUAUUCUUUUGUGUAGAGCAUUUAUUUAUAGAGCCACUUAAAUCUAGGGAUAUUGUGCCCUUUUUCGUGAACUUUUUGCCCAGUUCCUAUAAAUGACAUUAUGUUAUGAAACAUUAUUUUAUUCAUAAAAAGUUAAAAAAGAGAAACAUAAAGAAAGGUUUCAUGUACCGUUGAGUAGAGCUUACGAUACGAUCUUUCGUAAUGACCGGAAAAACACCGCGAGUAUGUAUUCGAAAGAAAAACGAUUCGUUUUUUACGUAUAGGAACGGGUUAAUAUUGUUCAAUGAGCGAUUAAACGUUUAUUACUUGAGAUUACAAUACUCAUUAAUUCAUUAAAUAUUUAACGAAUAAGUUGUCGCCGUUGAGCUCUGUUUACUAUUAUUUAUGAUUCGUUUGUAAAGAGAAAUUAACGCGUAUUAUAUAAUAAACUAGGUGUACGUAUUGUAAUAAACGCACUUAGUAUACAUAAUUAUUUGAUAUAUAAUAUGAAGAGAUUGAUGAAGUAUCUAUAAAAGAAAUUCCUAAGUCCAUAGAUAGUCUAAGAUAGUUGUACAAUUGUACAUAUUAUGUAUAUAUAAGAAAUAUUAAAGGCUCGAGCCCUUUCCCGAAACGGCUUCUAUUCGUGUAUAAUUUGUGAUGUAUAUUAUAUAAUAUUCUAAAAAAAAAUCACAAAAAAAUAUGGAAUGGGCCUAUAUGACCCGUACCGCGGUGUUCACUUGUUAGACGUAGGAUUACUUCGCUCGAAGACCUUGGUAUGGGUCGUUCGUAGUUUGUACUUUUUUUUUUCUUUGUUUUAUUUUUUUUUAUUAAAUUUUAUUAUCGCGUGAAUGCGUUCAGCGCGAAUGUUUGUUGCUAGUGACGUGAGUGAGAGAAAAUUCUAUGUGCGUUUGUUCUUUGUUGUACGCCAUACAAAUUAAUAUGAAAUAUUAUAUCCAUAUAUAAUUUCGUGUCCCAUCACUAUUUUGGAGGAUAGGUCUUGUUUUAUGGUAGUGUUAUUAAGACACAAUAGAUCGCUAUAUAAUCUAACGUAGAGAUGUUCUUUUCUUGUUUCGGAAUAAAAAUAAGAAGCGGAGGUGUAUUCACCGGUUUACCGAUUUUGUUACACGCUCGGUUGUGACUUUGUAUGAAUAAACAACCGAAAACAUUUUAUUUGUAAACGUUUUGAAUGUUCAUUUAUUUUUGUGAAGGCGGGGUCACAUCGUGGUUGUCUUAACGUAUUGUAGUGUUAACAUUCGUAUAAGUUAUUUAAGCGUUCACAAUAUGAGCGCUGGCAAGAAUAUAUAAUAUAUAGUAUAUUAUAUACCUAUAUAUAAAUGAAUAAUUCCUUUUGAAAAUUUAGUUCACUUGUGAUAGUCGUAAAAAAUAUUUGUAACCAUUUUCGCGGAGAAAUUUUUAUACAAAAUGACUUUUUGGUGUGCGGAAAGAUCAUUUUAUAGAUUUACAUUGUAAGUAAUUUUUGGGGGUCGGAUGUUUUUUUGGAAAAUAUGUAUAUUGUGAGCCCGCAAACAUUUGCAACGAAAAUGUAACAUUUUUGUUUACUGCUUGUAACUAGAAAUUAUAAAUACAACUUAUUUAGGGGGCGCUCUCACUACAGUAUAUCCAUGUUUUGAUGGGCUACUUUUGACAGACUUUUCUGAUAAUUUUACUUACAUGAAACUAAAAAUAAACCUAAAUGGGUAAAUCCAAGGUAAUGCCCAACCUUUAUGCAUGAAAUAUAAAUGGCACUAAAUUUACAAAAAUGACGAUUUAGUGUAAUUUAAAAAAAAUACAUAGGCAAUUAGUAAAUCAUAACAUUCAUACAUCGAUCUCCUAUUAAAAAGUGGAUGCACAAUCAGCGACCAAAAAACGUCCCCACUCAAUGAGUGCCAAACACAACUUUUUGGCACUCAAUUCAAGUAGUCGCAUUUGCAAAUUCAACCUUAAACUUGAUCCUUAAGGUUGAAAUUGCUCUGAAUUUGGGAUUUUAUUGAAUAUUGAACUAUAUUUAAAGGCCUUUAGGUAUAAUUUUCUUUACCAAUAAUUCUAAAACUGUCAAAGCAAAAUUGGCCAGUUUUUAAGUGAACUUUUCUACAUGAUUGUGCGUCCUUUUAUUAUAAGAGGUCGCAUUCACACUUUAUGUUUUUAUAGAUAUUGAAAAGCUUUUUAAUGUUGAACACAUUUCAGUGUUCAAUAAUGUCUAGAUGAAAUAAUGAAUUUUAGACUCGCGAGCGCCCUUAAAGUUAAUUAUUAUCACUACUCAUAUAAAAAAAAAAUGUCUAUUAAAAUGGUUGUACAAAGGCCUGCGUACAUAGUUUGCGGCUACUCGUUUGAUAAGUAAACACUUGAUACUGUUUUGUAUGGAACUUGCAUGAUAGAAACCCCUUUUUAACCAACUUCAUAUAUUGUGUUGACAUGAAUUUUAUGUGUGUUCUUCGAUGAUAACGUUUUAAAAGUGGUGUUUAACUUGACUAUAAUUUGAGUUUAUUUACAAGGAGCUGCAAACUGUGUGAAUAAUGUAAACCAUAGCCGGUAACAAGUAAUUAGUUUGUUUGUGCAACUAUAUAAAUAUGUAUAAUACUGUAUAUAUUAUGUAGUAUGUAUCAUAAGAAUUUUUUUACUACAAUACAAAACUACAAAUGAAUUUAUAAAUUCCUAAAAUUACAUAUAUAUGUUACAGAUGGAUGCCAAAUAUUAUAUUAACAUGUACGUUAAUUUCAAUGUUCUUUUUUAUAUGUCUAUGUACAUAUACAUAUAUAUAUAUCAUAUAUAUAAAAAUUGACAAGAAAGUUUGGCUCUUAAGAUGAAAAAAUACGGAUGGUAUAAAAUUUUGAAAAAAAAAAGCAUGUACACUAUGAAUAAAGUAAUUGUUCUAUAUGUUAUAAUGAAAAGCCAUUUCUUUUGUCAAAAAAGGUGAUGUAUGUGAAAAAUGACUUAAUGGUUGGUAGAGUUAUCCCCAAACUGCAUGAAAAAGAAAGUUUAAGAAAUUAAAUUAAUCAAUAUUAAAUUAUCACGUGCCUUGACCGAAACAUUGCAAAUUGAUUUGAUGUUACAACUCGUGCGUAUUAACUUGACGCCUGGUUGUAAUGAUGUUUGUACUAAGAUUUGUAUGGAUCUGCUUGGUAGCCAGGUGUCAAGUUAAUGCGCACGGGUUAUAAUACAUAGCUGCUUAGCUUGUACACAGAGCUACAAACUUAAUUGACAGAUCUAAAAAUGUUGUUAACAUACACGUCAUGUUCUUUGAAAUAAAGAACAGAACAGAAGAAGAUGCACUAUUACUGCACUAGACUGUCAAUUUGGUUUAUAAAAUUUGUAUUGAACCGAGUGUACACCUUUCAUGUUUUAACGUAUUCUCAUGUUAAGAUGUCAUUUGCAUUAUUUUUUUUUCUAAUUUUUAGUACAAAUGUUGAACAAUGUUGCCUAUAAAACUUUAAUGCUCAGAAGUUAUCGUAGCAAUUUUUUUUCUUUAUUUUUCACAAAAAAUAAAUUGAAACAGUCCGCCUAAAUAGUACUUCCGGACUGUUUCGAAUUUUUGAUGAGAUUUUGAUUAAUAUUUUUAAUUAAUUAUUUUUUUAAAUUUUAAAGCGGAAACAUCCUUUGUAAUCCUUAACCCUUUAUCAACAGUGAUCCUAAAUACUAAUUUCAAUGUAGGUAUGCAACUAAAUUGACUACAGAAAAAGUAGUGCCAUUAAUCAAUUUCAAAUAUUUGAAGUAAAUUUUUUCACAUUGAAUGCUCAGAUGAUGCAGAACCAAGUGAAAUUUUAUAUUUGACUAAUUGUUUCUUUGGCUACUAGUUCAAAUACUACUCGUACAUCAAAUGAAAUUCUUGCCAUGAGAAUAUGAUAAAGACAAAAUUUAAAAAAUAUGAAAGGUACUUGAAAAUUUAAAUUUUUUUUUAUGUAACUUUUUAAUUUGCUGAGGAACUUUAUUAUAUGAUUACAUACAGCUUUAGUAAUAAUAAUUCGUACCCACCAAAAGAUGGCACUUAUUAUAUUGCGAAUGUAAAUAUUUUCACACUGUACGACAGGGUUAUGUUGUAUACAUUUUUGCAGACAUCGAUUGUUUAAUGUAAGUUCUCCGCAACAUUGAAAAAUGUCAAAUAAUUGUUACAGCAUAAACACGCAAGAUUUAAUGUCAAUUUGGCUAAUGAAAGUAGAGACUGAAAUAGUCCGCAAAAUUUAAAAAAUCAUUUAAACAAAUUAAAUAAACAUGCGUUUUUAUAAUUUGUUAUUUCUUUUUUUGUGUAUACAUCACUAUACUAUAUAUACUAUAAGUAUUAAACUCAGUUAUUCCAAUAUUUGCACUAUAGUUUUGAGAAUUUACUCCGAUUUCUUUUUUAUUUGGCGGGUGAUUUCUGCUUUCUACUUUCAUUAGCCAAACACUGUGUUUUUAGUUAUUUUACCCCUGACAUGUAUUUCGAUCGAUAAUAAAUUACGCCAAAACUAGUGAUGACUAGUAACAAAGUGGUAUAAAAUGACAUAGGUAAAAUAACCGAAAGAAAUGUAAUCGCAUGGGUCAGACAUUUCAUUUGCAAUCUGAAGAGAUGUCAAUUAGUUUGAUGUCAAAUUUUAAAUUCCAAAAAUUAGAAAAUUUUAAAUUUUAUGUUUGACUGUAUGUAUAUUUUACAAAUAUGUAAACCAAAAACUUUUAAAAUUCAAUUUAGUCCUCACAAUGAAGACUAUAUUGAAUUUGAAAGCCUUUAGUUAGCUGUCAAAGGCUUUUUAAUAUAUUUUUUUUUGUCAAAGAAGGCCUUAACCGUUUGGUUAUGUCUUCAUCAAGUGGUGAAUUGUCGUGUACAGCGAUCACCACAGCUCUGUUAGCUAUCUGUAAAAGGCCCCCUACAUCUUGCGAUUGUUGUCCGACUGUCGGAUCGUGUAAAGGGUCCUUAAUGUUCGACUAUUCCGUAGGGCUGCUGUUUUGUGUUAUUAUUCCUAAUGCCUUAUUCGAUUUGUAGCCCUGAGGGCUGUUGUGAAGGUAUUACCAGCUCGGUCCGUGCCACCUUUGUGGUAUCCUGGUGCCGUAAAAUGACAGUCUGCAUCAAAAUGGGGGCCACAUGUGAGUUUAUUUUGCGCAAACAUUUGGACAAAUUUUGUGGAAAAUUUAAAAGUCUGUAAAGUGCGUUUUUAUAUUUGAUACAGUUCCUAUUUAAAUAUUUACUUAUCCCUAUAAAAGAACUCGAUGACUAUAUUAAUUCUUACCUUUUUAACGCAUUGUAAUAAAUGUUUUAGCAUUCCAUGGAUUCACCGUGCGAGUGACGGGUCCAUCGUAGUACAAUAUUAGAUACAGAAAAAUAUUACAUUACAAAUGGAAUAUUUUGAAGCAAAAAAAGUAUGCAAAAGACUACUUUGCUUGUAACUUAAUUUUAAACUUUCAAUAGUUUCUUUAUUUGUUGCCCUGUUUAAAGUGGAAGCUAUCUGAAAACUCCACCAAGCUGUAUAAUUAUGUAUUUUUAUAUAGCUAUAGCGCAAGGCCAGUUUUGGAACCCUCGGAACUUUUUAAGUUUUUUACCACCAACAACGUUUCAAAUGUGCUUGUAACCAAGCUUAUUUGAAAUAAAUUAAUUUUGAAUUUGAAUUUUAUAUUUGUUGAAAUGUUUGCGCAAUGUUACCCACAUUUGACUGGUUUGAUCAAAUGUUUGCGCAAUGUUACAUUUGUUUCCGUCGGGCGACAGGGUGCCACACUGAGCGGCGGGAUUGUGUAAGACUGAAAGAGAUGUGCGGUUUUAUAUGAAGCAUGUAUAAAUGUAUGAUGAAAUGAUGCUUGGCUUGAGGUCGUUAUGAUUUGAGGUGUGAUGCUUGGCGAGCCGGGACGGCGCCGUUUUACUAUGUCGAGUGACGCGUACAGCUGUGUCAAUAUUUUUAAAUAAAAAAUUAUUAAAAAAUGUGUUUUGAACACAACA
Messenger RNA from Bicyclus anynana (squinting bush brown), 15551 nucleotides. Its product is annotated as ataxin-2 homolog. The coding region runs from base 549 to 3419 and encodes 956 amino acids. Gene Ontology annotation, biological process: cytoplasmic stress granule assembly. The transcript has 19 exons. Gene Ontology annotation, cellular component: cytoplasmic stress granule. Gene Ontology annotation, molecular function: RNA binding. Lineage: Eukaryota; Metazoa; Arthropoda; Insecta; Lepidoptera; Nymphalidae. The record is from RefSeq and is a predicted model, not a curated record.